Messenger RNA from Carcharodon carcharias (great white shark), 1802 nucleotides. It is a transcript of the gene tfap2a, whose product is annotated as transcription factor AP-2 alpha. The coding region runs from base 233 to 1744 and encodes 503 amino acids. Lineage: Eukaryota; Metazoa; Chordata; Chondrichthyes; Lamniformes; Lamnidae. The record is from RefSeq and is a predicted model, not a curated record. The transcript has 8 exons. Gene Ontology annotation, biological process: regulation of transcription by RNA polymerase II; anatomical structure development; regulation of cell population proliferation. Gene Ontology annotation, molecular function: DNA-binding transcription factor activity, RNA polymerase II-specific; RNA polymerase II transcription regulatory region sequence-specific DNA binding. Gene Ontology annotation, cellular component: nucleus.
AAAUAAAGAAAGCUGAGAAAAGUAGGAGCGAUCUUCCGGCGGAGGAGGUUACCGAUCAAAACUGAAAUCGGUUUAUUUGGAACGGGCUUCGAGCUGAGUUUAGACAAAAGUGUUGGUUUUAGGACCUCAGUAAAAAGCGGCUUGCGUAAAAGUGCGUGAAAACGAAUGAGGGCUUUGGAGACUCCAUAGUGUCUCUGUCGCUCCCUCUGUCUCUUAACUUUUAACCCAUUGCAUGAUGGAUCAGACUAGUCGUGACCCAGGAUCAGGGCAGCACACAUCUCCGGGAAAAGAUCUCAAAAGGAAGAGGGCUGAAAGCUCAGGUAGUCUGUCCUCAGUCAGGAAGCGAGUGGCGGCCGCCGACAUGCCUUUGGCGUUUUCUGGAUUUUCACACGAUAACGAGGUAUCUCUAUUUUUUCCCCCUGACGAACUCAGAUCAGACUGUCCGCAGAUGUUAGUGCACAGUUUCUCGGCGAUGGAUCGGCAUGAUGGGACUAGCAAUGGGACUCCACGUUUACCCCAGUUGGGGACGGUCAGCCAGUCUCCAUAUCCGACCGCCCCGCCGUUGUCUCACACCCCUAACACGGACUUCCAACCACCCUACUUUCCACCUCCGUACCAGCCCAUCUACCCGCAGUCGCAGGACCCCUAUUCCCAUGUGAACGACCCCUACUCGCUCAACUCGCUGCACCCGCAGCCGCAGCCGCAGCACCCGACCUGGCCCCAGAGACAGAACCAGGAAGCGGGGAUCCUGCAUCAGCCCCGCGGGCUGCCACAACUCGCCGGCCUGGACCCGCGGAGGGAGUACCGGCGGCCCGAGGUCCUGCUCCAUAGCACCCACGGACUGGACUCCGGGCUUGGGGAGUCACUGCCCAUCCACAGCAUCGCACACGCCAUCGAGGAUGUCCAGCAUGUUGAUGACCAAGGCAUUAACAUCCAGGACCACACCGUCAUUAAGAAAGGUCCCAUGUCCCUAUCUAAGUCUCACAGUGGGGCUGUCACCUCGAUCUCACUCAAUAAGGACGGGCUCUUUGGCGGGGUUGCGAACCCGAACGAGGUGUUCUGUUCAGUUCCGGGUCGCCUCUCCCUCCUCAGUUCAACAUCAAAGUACAAGGUGACAGUGGCGGAAGUGCAGAGACGCCUGUCUCCGCCCGAGUGUCUCAACGCCUCGUUGCUGGGAGGAGUGCUGAGGAGGGCGAAAUCUAAAAAUGGAGGAAGGUCCUUAAGAGAAAAGUUAGACAAAAUUGGAUUAAAUUUACCAGCAGGUAGACGCAAAGCUGCUAAUGUUACGCUGCUCACCUCACUUGUUGAGGGUGAAGCAGUGCACCUUGCCCGAGAUUUUGGUUAUGUUUGCGAGACAGAAUUCCCAGCCAAAGCCAUAGCUGAGUACGUGAAUCGACAACAUUCCGAUCCGAGUGAACAAGUGACACGAAAAAACAUGUUACUUGCAACAAAACAAAUCUGCAAAGAGUUUACAGACUUGCUGACUCAGGACCGAUCUCCUUUGGGAAAUUCUCGGCCAGCCCCGAUCCUGGAGCCUGGCAUUCAGAGCUGCCUCACUCACUUCAGUCUCAUCACACACGGCUUCGGGAGCCCGGCUCUCUGCGCUGCAAUCACCGCCUUGCAGAACUAUCUCACGGAAGCACUCAAAGCCAUGGACAAAAUGUACAUGAACAAUACUCCCAACAACCACACGGGCGAAAACCCCAGUAAAAGUGGAGACAAGGACGAGAAACACAGAAAGUAGUGGGAUAGUAAAAAAAAAGUACAAUUUCGUAAAAAUAAAUAAAAAAAAUAAAAGUUGU